AUGCGUGUGCAGCAGCGCUUCGCAGGCAUCUGCCUCAGUCCAACGGGGCAGAGGGCGGUGUCAAGAGCAGACGCGCCGCUGCUGGCAGCCAAGGGUCUGGCCGUGGUGGACUGCUCCUGGGCUCGCCUCGCUGACGUGCCCUUCGCUGCCCUCAAGUCCCCCGCUCCCAGGCUCUGUGAGUCGGUGCUCCCAGGCUCUUGUUGGUUGCUGUUUGCUCCUCUUACUCCUCUUGAAAUCAUCUGCCUUUCUCUCACUCCCCUUGCUCUCACUCCCCUUGCCUCUCACUCCCCUUGCUCUCACUCCCCUUGCUCUCACUCCCCUUGCUCUCACUCCCCUUGCUCUCACUCCCUUGCUCUCACUCCUCUUGCUCUCACUCCCCUUGCUCUCAUUCCCCUUGCCUCUCACUCCCCUUGCCUCUCACUCCCCUUGCUCUCACUCCCCUUGCUCUCACUCCCCUUGCUCUCACUCCCCUUGCUCUCACUCCCCUUGCCUCUCACUCCCCUUGCUCUCACUCCCCUUGCCUCUCACUCCCCUUGCUCUCACUCCCCUUGCUCUCACUCCCCUUGCUCUCACUCCCCUUGCCUCUCACUCCCCUUGCUCUCACUCCCCUUGCUCUCACUCCCCUUGCCUCUCACUCCCCUUGCUCUCACUCCCCUUGCUCUCACUCCCCUUGCUCUCACUCCCCUUGCUCUCACUCCCCUUGCCUCUCACUCCCCUUGCUCUCACUCCCCUUGCCUCUCACUCCCCUUGCUCUCACUCCCCUUGCUCUCACUCCCCUUGCUCUCACUCCCCUUGCCUCUCACUCCCCUUGCUCUCACUCCCCUUGCUCUCACUCCCCUUGCCUCUCACUCCCCUUGCUCUCACUCCCCUUGCUCUCACUCCCCUUGCUCUCACUCCCCUUGCUCUCACUCCCCUUGCUCUCACUCCGCUUGCCUCUCACUCCCCUUGCCUCUCACUCCCCUUGCUCUCACUCCCCUUGCUCUCACUCCCCUUGCUCUCACUCCCCUUGCUCUCACUCCCCUUGCUCUCACUCCCCUUGCUCUCACUCCCCUUGCCUCUCACUCCCCUUGCUCUCACUCCCCUUGCUCUCACUCCCCUUGCCUCUCACUCCCCUUGCUCUCACUCCCCUGCGCUAUCCUUUCUCCUGCGGACCAGAUCCGCCCUCCCGCGGACCAGAUCCGCCCUCCUGCGGACCAGAUCCGCCUUCCCGCAGACCAGAUCCGCCCUCCCGCGGACCAGAUCCGCCCUCCUGCGGACCAGAUCCGCCCUCCCGCGGACCAGAUCCGCCCUCCCGCGGACCAGAUCCGCCCUCCCGCGGACCAGAUCCGCCCUCCCGCGGACCAGAUCCGCCCUCCCGCGGACCAGAUCCGCCCUCCCGCGGACCAGAUCCGCCCUCCCGCGGACCAGAUCCGCCCUCCCGCGGACCAGAUCCGCCCUCCCGCGGACCAGAUCCGCCCUCCCGCGGACCAGAUCCGCCCUCCCGCGGACCAGAUCCGCCCUCCCGCGGACCAGAUCCGCCCUCCCGCGGACCAGAUCCGCCCUCCCGCGGACCAGAUCCGCCCUCCUGCGGACCAGAUCCGCCCUCCUGCGGACCAGAUCCGCCCUCCCGCGGACCUGCAACAAUUCUUCUUUCUCACAUCCCCUUGCUCUCACUCCCCUUGCUCUCACUCCCCUUGCUCUCACUCCCCUUGCCUCUCACUCCCCUUGCUCUCACUCCCCUUGCUCUCACUCCCCUUGCUCUCACUCCCCUUGCUCUCACUCCCCUUGCCUCUCACUCCCCUUGCUCUCACUCCCCUUGCUCUCACUCCCCUUGCUCUCACUCCCCUUGCUCUCACUCCCCUUGCUCUCACUCCCCUUGCCCCUCACUCCCCUUGCCUCUCACUCCCCUUGCCUCUCACUCCCCUUGCUCUCACUCCCCUUGCUCUCACUCCCCUUGCCUCUCACUCCCCUUGCCUCUCACUUCCCUUGCUCUCACUCCCCUUGCUCUCACUCCCCUUGCUCUCACUCCCCUUGCCUCUCACUCCCCUUGCUCUCACUCCCCUUGACUCUCACUCCCCUUGCUCUCACUCCCCUUGCUCUCACUCCCCUUGCUCUCACUCCCCUUGCUCUCACUCCCCUUGCUCUCACUCCGCUUGCCUCUCACUCCCCUUGCUCUCACUCCCCUUGCUCUCACUCCCCUUGCUCUCACUCCCCUUGCUCUCACUCCCCUUGCUCUCACUCCCCUUGCCUCUCACUCCCCUUGCUCUCACUCCCCUUGCUCUCACUCCCCUUGCCUCUCGCCCUCGCCUUGCGUUCAUCUGCGCCUGCUGUUCACUCCCAUUGCUCGCGCACCUCCCACCCUCCCGUGGUGCAGUGCCGUGGCUGGUGGCGGCCAACCCAGUCAACUACGGCAAGCCCUGCCAGCUGUCGUGCGUUGAGGCCAUGGCUGCUGCACUCUACAUCUGGUGGGUGUACCGUACCACACCGCACACCACCGCACACAGUGGGUCCAGGGGGAUGCUCACAUGGCCGAUGGUGGGCCAACGCACACAUGGUGGUGCUCGUGGUAUGAUGGGUGCUCGUGGUAUGAUGGGUGCUCGUUGUAUGAUGGGUGCUCGUGGUAUGAUGGGUGCUCGUGGUAUGAUGGGUGCUCGUGGUAUGAUGGGUGCUCGUGGUAUGAUGGGUGCUCGUGGUAUGAUGGGUGCUCGUGGUAUGAUGGGUGCUCGUGGUAUGAUGGGUGCUCGUUGUAUGAUGGGUGCUCGUUGUAUGAUGGGUGCUCGUGGUAUGAUGGGUGCUCGUUGUAUGAUGGGUGCUCGAGGUAUGAUGGGUGCUCGUUGUAUGAUGGGUGCUCGUGGUAUGAUGGGUGCUCGUUGUAUGAUGGGUGCUCGUUGUAUGAUGGGUGCUCGUGGUAUGAUGGGUGCUCGUGGUAUGAUGGGUGCUCGUGGUAUGAUGGGUGCUCGUGGUAUGAUGGGUGCUCGUGGUAUGAUGGGUGCUCGUGGUAUGAUGGGUGCUCGUGGUAUGAUGGGUGCUCGUGGUAUGAUGGGUGCUCGAGGUAUGAUGGGUGCUCGAGGUAUGAUGGGUGCUCGUUGUAUGAUGGGUGCUCGUUGUAUGAUGGGUGCUCGUUGUAUGAUGGGUGCUCGUUGUAUGAUGGGUGCUCGUGAUAUGAUGGGUGCUCGUUGUAUGAUGGGUGCUCGAGGUAUGAUGGGUGCUCGUGGUAUGAUGGGUGCUCGUGGUAUGAUGGGUGCUCGUGGUAUGAUGGGUGCUCGUGGUAUGAUGGGUGCUCGUGGUAUGAUGGGUGCUCGUGGUAUGAUGGGUGCUCGUGGUAUGAUGGGUGCUCGUGGUAUGAUGGGUGCUCGUGGUAUGAUGGGUGCUCGUGGUAUGAUGGGUGCUCGUGGUAUGAUGGGUGCUCGUGGUAUGAUGGGUGCUCGUGGUAUGAUGGGUGCUCGUGGUAUGAUGGGUGCUCGUGGUAUGAUGGGUGCUCGUGGUAUGAUGGGUGCUCGUGGUAUGAUGGGUGCUCGUGGUAUGAUGGGUGCUCGUGGUAUGAUGGGUGCUCGUGGUAUGAUGGGUGCUCGUGGUAUGAUGGGUGCUCGUGGUAUGAUGGGUGCUCGUGGUAUGAUGGGUGCUCGUGGUAUGAUGGGUGCUCGUGGUAUGAUGGGUGCUCGUGGUAUGAUGGGUGCUCGUGGUAUGAUGGGUGCUCGUGGUAUGAUGGGUGCUCGUGGUAUGAUGGGUGCUCGAGGUAUGAUGGGUGCUCGUGGUAUGAUGGGUGCUCGUGGUAUGAUGGGUGCUCGUGGUAUGAUGGGUGCUCGUGGUAUGAUGGGUGCUCGUGGUAUGAUGGGUGCUCGUGGUAUGAUGGGUGCUCGUGGUAUGAUGGGUGCUCGUGGUAUGAUGGGUGCUCGUGGUAUGAUGGGUGCUCGUGGUAUGAUGGGUGCUCGUGGUAUGAUGGGUGCUCGUGGUAUGAUGGGUGCUCGUGGUAUGAUGGGUGCUCGUGGUAUGAUGGGUGCUCGUGGUAUGAUGGGUGCUCGUGGUAUGAUGGGUGCUCGUGGUAUGAUGGGUGCUCGUGGUAUGAUGGGUGCUCGUGGUAUGAUGGGUGCUCGUGGUAUGAUGGGUGCUCGUGGUAUGAUGGGUGCUCGUGGUAUGAUGGGUGCUCGUGGUAUGAUGGGUGCUCGUGGUAUGAUGGGUGCUCGUUGUAUGAUGGGUGCUCGUGGUAUGAUGGGUGCUCGUGGUAUGAUGGGUGCUCGUGGUAUGAUGGGUGCUCGUGGUAUGAUGGGUGCUCGUGGUAUGAUGGGUGCUCGUGGUAUGAUGGGUGCUCGUGGUAUGAUGGGUGCUCGUGGUAUGAUGGGUGCUCGUGGUAUGAUGGGUGCUCGUGGUAUGAUGGGUGCUCGUGGUAUGAUGGGUGCUCGGUAUGAUGGGUGCUCGUGGUAUGAUGGGUGCUCGUGGUAUGAUGGGUGCUCGUGGUAUGAUGGGUGCUCGUGGUAUGAUGGGUGCUCGUGGUAUGAUGGGUGCUCGUGGUAUGAUGGGUGCUCGUGGUAUGAUGGGUGCUCGUGGUAUGAUGGGUGCUCGUGGUAUGAUGGGUGCUCGUGGUAUGAUGGGUGCUCGUGGUAUGAUGGGUGCUCGUGGUAUGAUGGGUGCUCGUGGUAUGAUGGGUGCUCGUGGUAUGAUGGGUGCUCGUGGUAUGAUGGGUGCUCGUGGUAUGAUGGGUGCUCGUGGUAUGAUGGGUGCUCGUGGUAUGAUGGGUGCUCGUGGUAUGAUGGGUGCUCGUGGUAUGAUGGGUGCUCGUGGUAUGAUGGGUGCUCGUGGUAUGAUGGGUGCUCGUGGUAUGAUGGGUGCUCGUGGUAUGAUGGGUGCUCGUGGUAUGAUGGGUGCUCGUUGUAUGAUGGGUGCUCGUGGUAUGAUGGGUGCUCGUGGUAUGAUGGGUGCUCGUGGUAUGAUGGGUGCUCGUGGUAUGAUGGGUGCUCGUGGUAUGAUGGGUGCUCGUGGUAUGAUGGGUGCUCGUGGUAUGAUGGGUGCUCGUGGUAUGAUGGGUGCUCGUGGUAUGAUGGGUGCUCGUGGUAUGAUGGGUGCUCGUGGUAUGAUGGGUGCUCGUGGUAUGAUGGGUGCUCGUGGUAUGAUGGGUGCUCGUGGUAUGAUGGGUGCUCGUGGUAUGAUGGGUGCUCGUGGUAUGAUGGGUGCUCGUGGUAUGAUGGGUGCUCGUGGUAUGAUGGGUGCUCGUGGUAUGAUGGGUGCUCGUGGUAUGAUGGGUGCUCGUGGUAUGAUGGGUGCUCGUGGUAUGAUGGGUGCUCGUGGUAUGAUGGGUGCUCGUGGUAUGAUGGGUGCUCGUGGUAUGAUGGGUGCUCGUGGUAUGAUGGGUGCUCGUGGUAUGAUGGGUGCUCGUGGUAUGAUGGGUGCUCGUGGUAUGAUGGGUGCUCGUGGUAUGAUGGGUGCUCGUGGUAUGAUGGGUGCUCGUGGUAUGAUGGGUGCUCGUGGUAUGAUGGGUGCUCGUGGUAUGAUGGGUGCUCGUGGUAUGAUGGGUGCUCGUGGUAUGAUGGGUGCUCGUGGUAUGAUGGGUGCUCGUGGUAUGAUGGGUGCUCGUGGUAUGAUGGGUGCUCGUGGUAUGAUGGGUGCUCGUGGUAUGAUGGGUGCUCGUGGUAUGAUGGGUGCUCGUGGUAUGAUGGGUGCUCGUGGUAUGAUGGGUGCUCGUGGUAUGAUGGGUGCUCGUGGUAUGAUGGGUGCUCGUGGUAUGAUGGGUGCUCGUGGUAUGAUGGGUGCUCGAGGUAUGAUGGGUGCUCGAGGUAUGAUGGGUGCUCGUGGUAUGAUGGGUGCUCGUGGUAUGAUGGGUGCUCGUGGUAUGAUGGGUGCUCGUGGUAUGAUGGGUGCUCGUGGUAUGAUGGGUGCUCGUGGUAUGAUGGGUGCUCGUGGUAUGAUGGGUGCUCGUGGUAUGAUGGGUGCUCGUGGUAUGAUGGGUGCUCGUGGUAUGAUGGGUGCUCGUGGUAUGAUGGGUGCUCGUGGUAUGAUGGGUGCUCGUUGUAUGAUGGGUGCUCGUUGUAUGAUGGGUGCUCGUUGUAUGAUGGGUGCUCGUUGUAUGAUGGGUGCUCGUUGUAUGAUGGGUGCUCGUUGUAUGAUGGGUGCUCGUUGUAUGAUGGGUGCUCGUUGUAUGAUGGGUGCUCGUUGUAUGAUGGGUGCUCGGUAUGA
Closterium sp. Yama58-4 is the source of this 6147-nucleotide messenger RNA. NCBI's taxonomy places the organism in Eukaryota, Viridiplantae, Streptophyta, Zygnematophyceae, Desmidiales, Closteriaceae. The record is from the annotation of a GenBank genome assembly.